Molecule: messenger RNA, 2997 nt
Organism: Empidonax traillii (willow flycatcher)
Lineage: Eukaryota; Metazoa; Chordata; Aves; Passeriformes; Tyrannidae
Gene: ESYT1
Product: extended synaptotagmin 1
Exons: 23
Coding region: 1-2427 (808 amino acids)
Biological process (GO): lipid transport
Molecular function (GO): lipid binding
Source: RefSeq, a predicted model, not a curated record
AUGGAGCGGCGGAGCGGGAGCGGCGCGGGGCUGGCGGCUCUGGGCGCGCUGGGCCGGCGGCUGCUGUGGGCGCUGCCCGCCUACGCCGCGGGGCUGCUCGGGCUGGGCGCGGGCGCGCUCGUGCUCGCGCUCGCGCUCUACGCGGGCUGGCGGCGGCGGCGCCGCGCCCGGGAGCGCGGGAUGCGCGCGGCCGAGCGCCUGCAGCGGGACGAGGAGGCGGCCGUGCGCGCCGCCGCCGCCGGGCUGGGCGCGGCCCGCGGGGAGCUGCCGGCCUGGGUCAGCUUCCCGGAUGUGGAGCGGGCGGAAUGGCUGAACAAGGUCCUGGCCCAGGCCUGGCCCUUUUUUGGGCAGUACAUGGAGAAGCUCCUUGUGGAGAACGUGGCCCCCUCCAUCCGCGCCUCCAACACCCACCUGCAGACCUUCACCUUCACCAAGGUGGACAUGGGUGAGAAGCCCCUCCGGGUCCUGGGGGUCCGGGCUCACCCCGGCACCCACAAGAAGCAGAUCCUGCUGGACCUCAACAUCAGUUACGUGGGUGACGUCCAGAUCGACGUGGAGGUGAAGAAGUUCUUCUGCAAGGCAGGGGUGAAGGGGAUGCAGCUCCACGGGAUGCUGCGGAUCAUCCUGGAGCCACUCCUGGGGGACGUGCCCAUCGUGGGGGCCCUCACCAUGUUCUUCAUCCGGCGCCCGGUGGUCUGUAACACCUCAGCCCCCGUCUGGGAAGACGCUUUCCGCUUCUUCCUGCACGACCCCAGGAACCAGGACGUGGAUAUCCAGGUGAAGGAUGACCCCCGGCAGACCCCGCUGGGGUCCCUGUCUGUGCCCCUGUCCCGCCUGCUCGAGGCUCCAGAGCUGACUCUGGACGAGCCGUUCCCGCUCCAGCGCUCGGGGCCCGGGAGCCGCCUGUUCAUGAAGCUGGUCCUGCGGGUGCUUUUCCUCGACGCCCCCGAGAAGGGCGUGGCCCCCCCUGUCCCCCCAGGGCAGACGGAGCCCCCGGCCAGCACCGAGAGCCCCCCCCGGCCCACCCAGGCCAGCCCGGACCCCCGGUUUGGCACCGAGCACGUGCUGCGGAUCCACCUCCUGGAGGCCGAGAACCUGAUCGCCAAGGACAACUUCUUCAAGGGGAUGGUGCGGGGCCGCUCCGACCCCUACGCCAAGGUCCGCGUGGCCGGGAGGGUCUUCCGGAGCCGAGUGAUCAAGGAGGAGCUGAACCCCCGGUGGAACGAGGUCUACGAGGUGAUCGUGGACAACAUCCCAGGGCAGGACGUGGAGUUUGACCUCUUUGACAAGGACGUGGACAAGGAUGAUUUCCUGGGCCGGUGUAAAGUGCCACUGAGGCGGGUCCUGAGCAGCUGCAUUGUGGAUGAGUGGCUGCCCCUGGAGGAGGUGAAGUCAGGGCGGCUGCACGUGAAGCUGGAGAACCUGGACCCCCGGCCCAGCACUGCCCUCCUGGAGCAGGUCCUGCACACCAACAGCCUCCUGCAGCCUGCCCGGGGUGAAGAGCUCUCAGCCGCCCUCCUCUCUGUCUUCGUGGACCAAGCUGCCGACCUGCCGCUCCGGAAGGGCUCCAAAGCACCCUCCGCCUUCGCCAGCCUGGCUGUGGGCAACGUGUCCUUCAAGACCAAGACCUGCGCCCCGUCUGCAGAGCCCGUGUGGGACGAAGGCUUCUCCUUCCUCAUCAAGCGUCCGCACGAGGAGUCUCUUCAGCUGCAGGUGAAGGAGGAGGGGGGGCAGCCCCUGGGCAGCCUCAGCCUGCCCCUGCCACAGCUCCUGGCCUCGGAGGGGCUGGCUCUGGACGGAUGGUUCCCCCUGGCCGGGGGGGGCCCCGGCACCCAGAUCCUGCUGCGGGCGCAGCUGGGGGUCCUGGUGUCGCAGCAGGUGGAGGCGGGGGCCGGCGGGUCCCUGGAGGGGGGGGACACGGACCCCCAGCCCACAGAGGCGCGUGGGGAGCAGGAGGAGGAGGAGGAGUGCGGGACGGGGGGGCUGCGCCAGCGCCUGCCCCCUGUGGACAGCCCCCCUGAGCCAGCAGAGGGUCCCCGGCUCCAGCUCACGCUCUGGUACCACCGGGACGAGAGGAAGCUGGUGGCCAUCGUCCACGCCUGCAGGGAGCUGCGGGCGGCGGCGAAGGAGCUGCCAGACCCCUACGUGUCCCUGGUGCUGCUCCCCGACCGCAGCCGCGGCACCAAGAGGAAAACCAGCGUGCAGAGGAAGACCCUGAACCCCGAUUUCAACGAGAGGUUCGAGUGGGACCUGUCCCUGGAGGAAGUGUCACGGAGGAGGCUGGAAGCUCAUGUCAAAUCCACCCUGUCCUUCAUGACACGGGAGAAGGAGGCGCUGGGGAAGCUCCAUCUGAACCUGGCGCAGGUGGAUCUGUCCGAGGGGGGAUCCCACUGGUACGAGCUGCAGGAUGAGCGGAGCGGUCCCUAAAGCCAGACCAUCGGCCCCAACCCGUCCCCCUCGGGGGGACCCUCUGGCUGCUGCCGCCCCCACGCCCGCCAAGCCCCCGCCUCGCCAUCGACCAAAGACUGCUGGGCCGGGCCCCCCCGCACCCCCCAGACUGUUACAAACCUCGUGCCUUUGCCCCCCACCCGAGGGGCCCUCGGUGUUGGGGGGGCCCGGCUGGGGUUGUGUCCCCCGGGUCCCCCCCCUCCGAGGGGACGCUUCUUAGAGCCGCUGCUGCCACCACCGGGAUGUCACCGGGAUGUCCCCUGGAUGUCACCGCCGGGAUGUCACCGGGAUGUCCCCUGGAUGUCACCGCAGGGAUGUCACCGGGAUUUCACUGACCGGACCCCCCCGGAAUGCCACUGCCAGGCCACUGCCUUGAUGCCACCACCAGGGUGUCGCUGGGGUUCCACCUCCAGGCCACCGUGGGGACGCCACCGCCGUGCCGUGCCACCGGGAUGUCACCGCGCUGCCACCGCCGUGCCACCCCCCUCGCUGCCUUCCCAGGGCUGCGUCCCCGUCCCCCCCCCGCGCUAAUAAAGGGGGGAGGUCACA